Molecule: messenger RNA, 1476 nt
Organism: Nipponia nippon (crested ibis)
Lineage: Eukaryota; Metazoa; Chordata; Aves; Pelecaniformes; Threskiornithidae
Gene: TH
Product: tyrosine hydroxylase
Biological process (GO): dopamine biosynthetic process from tyrosine
Cellular component (GO): axon; perikaryon; cytoplasm
Molecular function (GO): tyrosine 3-monooxygenase activity; iron ion binding
Source: RefSeq, a predicted model, not a curated record
AUGCCAACCCCGAACAUCUCCACCUCUGCAGCCAAAGGCUUCCGCAGGGCGGUGUCGGAGCUGGACUCCAAGCAAGCUGAGGCCAUCAUGUCUCCACGGUUCAUUGGUAGACGUCAAAGCCUCAUUGAAGACGCCAGGAAGGAAAGAGAGGCUGCAGCUGCAGCCACUGAUGCUGCAGAGUUUACAGAGACCAUUGUCUUCGAGGAGAAGGAUGGGAGAGCCAUGCUGAACCUCUUCUUCAUGCUCAAAGGAGCCAAGGCUUCACCGCUGUCCCGUGCACUUAAGGUAUUUGAGACAUUUGAAGCUAAAAUUCACCACCUGGAGACCAGACUUAGCCGAAAGCCCCGUGAAGGGACCGCUGAACUGGAGUACUUUGUGCGCUGUGAAGUCCACAGCUCUGACCUCAAUACUUUCAUUAGCUCCAUCAAGAGGGUAGCAGAAGAUGUGAGGACCACUAAGGAAGACAAAUUUCACUGGUUUCCCAGAAAAAUCUGUGAAUUGGACAAGUGCCACCAUUUGGUCACCAAGUUUGACCCUGACUUGGAUCUGGAUCACCCGGGCUACUCUGACCAAGUAUAUCGCCAGAGAAGGAAAUCGAUAGCAGAAAUUGCUUUUCACUAUAAGCAUGGGGACCCGAUCCCUCAUGUGGAGUACACAGCGGAGGAGAUCGCUACCUGGAAGGAGGUAUACAGCACCCUGAAGAGCCUGUACCCCACCCACGCCUGCAAGGAGUACCUUGAAGCUUUCAAUCUACUUGAGAAAUUCUGCGGCUACAAUGAGAACAACAUCCCUCAGCUGGAGGAGGUCUCCCGCUUCCUGAAAGAGAGGACUGGCUUCCAGCUCCGGCCGGUGGCCGGCUUGCUGUCGGCACGGGACUUCCUCGCCAGCCUGGCCUUCCGCGUCUUCCAGUGCACACAGUACAUCCGCCACGCAUCCUCGCCCAUGCACUCCCCUGAGCCGGAUUGCUGUCAUGAGCUGCUGGGCCAUGUCCCGAUGCUUGCCGACAAGACGUUUGCCCAAUUCUCUCAGGACAUUGGGCUGGCAUCUCUGGGAGCAACUGAUGAAGAAAUUGAGAAACUUGCAACGCUUUACUGGUUUACGGUGGAGUUUGGGCUCUGCAGACAGAACGGAAUAGUCAAAGCCUAUGGAGCUGGGCUCCUGUCUUCCUACGGGGAGCUCAUACACUCCUUGUCAGAUGAACCAGAGGUGCGGGACUUCGACCCCGAUGCCGCUGCUGUUCAGCCCUACCAGGACCAGAACUACCAGCCUGUAUAUUUUGUGUCUGAGAGCUUCAGCGAUGCCAAAAGUAAACUGAGGAGCUACGCGGCACACAUCAAGCGGCCCUUCUCGGUGAAAUAUGAGCCCUACACCCACAGCAUCGAGCUCCUGGACAGCCCUCAGACAAUCAGUCACUCCCUGGAGAGUGUAAGGGAUGAGCUUCAUUCACUGAUUAACGCGCUCAAUGUUAUCAGUUAA